This is a messenger RNA of Heterotrigona itama, 309 nucleotides long. NCBI's taxonomy places the organism in Eukaryota, Metazoa, Arthropoda, Insecta, Hymenoptera, Apidae. The record is from the annotation of a GenBank genome assembly.
AUGCACAUGCGAACGAUCAUUAUCAUAACGAUCAUUAUGAUCGAUGAUCGUCCAUGUGUGUUGGGAUCAGUCUCCGCGAUUUAUCUUUUUAUUUCACCUUUAGAAUUUGCGAUUAGAAAGACUCGAGCUAGGCGUAAGUUUCAGCGAGCAUUGCGCUCGAAGAAAGAAGAGGCUAUAAGCCGAAGAGGCCCGGCAAACUGCCAUAGAAGAGGGCAACUACUAAUGGUUACCUAUGUUCUAAUGGUGGAAAUCCAUUCAGAACAUAGCAAAUCAUUUUUGUUACUACUUUGUCACUAUGCUCGCUUUUAA